This is a messenger RNA of Paramecium primaurelia, 1853 nucleotides long. The record is from the annotation of a GenBank genome assembly. NCBI's taxonomy places the organism in Eukaryota, Ciliophora, Oligohymenophorea, Peniculida, Parameciidae.
AUGAUUUAUGAUGCCAAAAUAAUAGGAGUAGAGACUUAUUCUGAUAAUGUUUUAUACAAAUUACGUAUAAUAAAUUCACAAACAUUUGAACAAAGGGAUAUUAGAGUGAAGUAUAGUUUUUUAUCAGAUUUACAUUAAAAAUUGUAAGAUUUAAAUCCAGAUUAUUAAGUAUAUUUAUGUUUCAAUUUUUAAGUUACCAUAAUUUCCUAAGAAAGAAUUUUUUUAAUCCAUUUUUAGAGAAAAUAAGUUUAUUAAACAAAGUGAAUAAAUGAUUGCAGAAUAUAUAUCCUAAUUAAUAAAAUCACCACCUCCUUUAUGUAAACAAUUAUAUGAGUUUUUACGGGAUGGAACAGAUGCUAUUAGAUAAAAAGAAUUAUCAAAAGAAAUCACUUCUAGAUCAGAACUCUUAAAAUUGAUUAAAACAGAAAAAGUAAUUAAAAAAUCAUUAUUUGGUAAAACUAAACUUUGUACAUACUAAGGAAUAAGAGUAAUAUUGCAUAAAUUCUAUGUUCUAAAAUAUGAAAGUGAAUAAUUAUUUAGCCAUUAUUAUAAUACACAUUUAUAUUUUACAGAUUUCACUUUUAUUUGUAAAGUAAUACAUAUAUUCUUUUUACAUGAAAAACUCAAUUUUAUGGAUAGUAUGUUUGGAUCAAGUAAAUAACCAAGAUCAUGUAAAAAGUAGCAUUUUUCACAUGUAUUCUAGUAUAAGCAUAAAUAAGAUGUAGUCAAAUUAUACUCUAUUGAAAUAUAUGAAGGAUAAAAUCUAGAUGAAAUUAUCAAAGAUAAAAGAAUCAAAAAAAUUCCAUUCUCUAAUAUUGAACUUUGGAAUUUAAUUUAAAAGUUAUUGGAUGCAUUACUUUCCCUACAUAAUAAUUCUUGUUAUAAUAAUAGAAUAAUUCCAACAUCUAUUAUUAUUAAUAAAGAUAAUCUUAAAUUAACUGGAAUACAAGAACCUAAUGAAAAAUAUAAAGAUAAAUAUAUAAUUGAUGGAUAUGCUUUUAGAACUGAUUAAGAAUAUGAUACCAUUUAUUUUCCACCUGAAAAACUUAAUUCUUCUUAAUAUAAUCCUAAAUUGUCUGAUAGUUGGUAAUUUGGAGUCUGUAUUGUCAAAGCAGCACUCCUUUGUACUAAUAAAGAAUUAGAUGGGAUUCAUUAAUCAAAUAUAGUUCAUGAAUUAAUUUCAUAAAUUAAAAAUCAAUAUGGGUAAUCAAUUUAUUUUUAAUUUAGAUAAGUGAUGAAAUAGCCAAUAUCUUAAUGUUAAGUUUGAAAAAUUCCAUUCAACAAAGAGCUUCAAUUAAAGAACUACAUUCCUUAGCUUUUCAAAGUUGUGUCAUACCAUUUUAAAGGGUUUUCUUGAAUUAAACUUAAGAUCCUCAUGUGACCUUUAUUAGACUAAAUUCUAUAAAUACAAAAGAAUAACUAAGACUUACAGAUUAGCUUUCUAAAUCUACUAUGUUAUCAAUAAAAAUUAAUUUAUAUAAUCAGGAUGUUGAUAAUUAAGAAUUUGAUAAAUUUAUGUAAUUAUUAGGAAAUUUUGUAAUAAUUAGAGACAUUGAAAUAAUAUUAAAUAAGUAUAAAUAUUAUAUUAAUAUAUUAGAACAAGGAAUGUUAAUAUUAGUAGUGUUCUGAGUAGUUUAGCAUUUAUAAAAUCUUUGAUAAAUUUAAACAUAGAUUUAAAGGGAAUAUAGAUGGAUUAAAAUGACAUUAUAUAUGGAAUCUAAAUAUUGAAAUAAAUGACUUUGAUGAAACGUUUAACUUUAGAUUGUUCUAGUAUGGAUUUUAUCAAUUUUCUUAAAGCAGAAUUAGAUGAAAAAACAAAAAUGAUUUUUUAUUAUGAAUCAUAAUUAAUUUGA